Ricinus communis (castor bean) is the source of this 645-nucleotide messenger RNA. RefSeq lists its product as uncharacterized. The record is from RefSeq and is a predicted model, not a curated record. Lineage: Eukaryota; Viridiplantae; Streptophyta; Magnoliopsida; Malpighiales; Euphorbiaceae. The transcript has 3 exons. Bases 1 to 645 code for a protein of 214 amino acids.
AUGAAGGAGGCUGCACACAUUGUGGGAACACGAAGCACAAUAAAGAAACUUACUUCAAGCUUCAUGGAUACCCAGAUUGGUGACAUGAACUCAAGGAAAAGAAAAAGCGUGAUGAUGGACACGUUGCUCUUGCUAACACUAAAAAUAGUGCCACCAUUGAACCUCACCUCUCUCUUAUACCUCAAAAUGAAUCUUCAUCAGCUGCAACAAAUUGUUCUUUUGCCAGAAAUAAAUCAGGAUAUUCUCACAAAGGAGAUUAUUGGUCGUGGUACUAAACGAGGAGGGUUGUACUACAUGGAUGACUUUAGCAUUGGCCGGACAAAUAAUGUUGGUCGAAAUAGUGAUAAAGAACGAGAAGUUUGGCAUAAUCGUGGUAAGCCACCAAAUCGGUAUUCACCGGAGCUUAAGGAGGGGAGAAAUAAGUAUCCUAUUGCUAAUCAUGUCAGUACCAAAAAACUAUCACAUUCCGUAAAGACCUUUGUUCAUAAGCUUUUUUCUGAGCACAUUCCAAAUACAGUGCAAGAAGCUCUACAUAAUCUCAAAUGGACCCAAGCAAUCAAUGAAGAAAUGGCAGCUCUAGAGAAGAACAAUACGUGGAAACUUGUUCCUUUGCCCAAGGAAAGAAGAACGAUAGGAUGCAAAUAG